Messenger RNA from Fusarium odoratissimum NRRL 54006, 2021 nucleotides. RefSeq names its product 40S ribosomal protein S23. Gene Ontology annotation, biological process: translation. The record is from RefSeq and is a predicted model, not a curated record. The transcript has 3 exons. NCBI's taxonomy places the organism in Eukaryota, Fungi, Ascomycota, Sordariomycetes, Hypocreales, Nectriaceae. Bases 113 to 550 code for a protein of 145 amino acids. Gene Ontology annotation, molecular function: structural constituent of ribosome. Gene Ontology annotation, cellular component: ribosome; cytosolic small ribosomal subunit.
GGGCCACCAAACCCUACCUGGAAUUUUCGUUGGUCGUUCCUUCCCAAGUUUUCGUCGCCUCCGCAAAUUACCAUCACCAUCCCGUCGUCGAUACACAGACAGAUCCGCAAAAAUGGCUGGAGGCAAACCCCGUGGUCUUAACGCCGCCCGCAAGCUGCGAACGAACCGAAAGGACCAGAAAUGGGCCGAUCUCGCCUACAAGAAGCGUGCCCUCGGUACCGCCUAUAAGUCCUCUCCCUUCGGUGGUUCCUCCCACGCCAAGGGCAUCGUCCUCGAGAAGGUCGGUGUCGAGGCCAAGCAGCCCAACUCCGCUAUCCGAAAGUGUGUCCGUGUUCAGCUCAUCAAGAACGGAAAGAAGGUCACUGCCUUCGUCCCCAAUGACGGUUGCUUGAACUUCGUGGACGAGAACGACGAGGUCCUCCUGGCUGGUUUCGGUCGCAAGGGCAAGGCCAAGGGUGAUAUUCCCGGUGUUCGAUUCAAGGUCGUCAAGGUCUCUGGUGUCGGUCUGCUCGCUCUGUGGAAGGAGAAGAAGGAGAAGCCCCGUUCUUAAGCGAAGGGCUCGUGGAUGGAAACAAAGUCAUAUUUCGACACGUGGAGUCUAUUCGGAUUGCUUGCAUCGGCAUUACUGGUUAGGGAUCUGAUCAUGGGAGACGAGGUCUGAAAAAGGGAAAAUAGAUCACAAAGUCUUCGACGAACAAACAACGAUGUGCACGCCGCGUGAGGUGGAAUUUUUGGGUCUGAACCCAUAUCUCCGUGUAUGAUGACAUUAUUGUACAAUUGUUUUACAUGCUUCAAUACCCUCUGGCCUUCAGUUCUCCGACUUGACCUCGUCCUGAGGUCCCUGGACAUAUCUGAUAGUGUAGUCUGCAGCCAGGCCCAGGCUGAUCACACCGCCGGUGAUCCAACACCCGUUAAUGAACCACCACCAACAAUCCUUGACAUCCUUCAGAUUGACCCGCUUAAUCAUGAUACCAAGCGUGACCAUAGCUCCUCCACAGCUCCCAACAAAGAACGCCGGGCCAGCACCAGCUGCAAAUCCGGCAGCAGCCAAAAGAGAGAUUUGUACAGCAGCCAAUCCUGUCAGCACUUGCUUAGUCUCAGCAUCAUGCUUCAGUGCAAUGCUCUUGAUUCCCGCCUUGACGUCGUCCUUGAUGUCCAUAUGAGCAUAGAUCAUGUCGUAUAAUAUUGUCCAUGCAAUAUUUGAAGCAUAGAGGCAGGCUGCAGCAGUCAAGGCUGGGGUAUGUGACAGCAGAUCGAUUCCAAGAGCCGGGAAACCCAUGAUGGCGCCCCACGAGAAGGUGAGGCCGAGAACUGCUUGAGGGUAGUAAGUAACUCUCUUGGCCAAAGGAUAGCUGGCUACCAGGAGCAAGCUGGGGACGCCGUAAAAGAGGCAAGGCAGGGGAAAUUGGAGCAAUAUCCCAAGGCCGGCAAACAGUUGAACCCCAGUGUAGACAAGUCCUUUGAACGGUGUGAUCGCACCACGAGCAAUCGGCCUAAGUCGAGUUCUUGAGACAUGAGGAUCGAGGUUACGGUCCCAUAGAUCAUUGAUAGUACAUCCAGCACCUCUCAUGAUGAGAGCUCCAGAGAAGAAAAGGAGUGAUGUUCCAAUAACAGAGCCUGGAGUUGCCAUUGGCAUAGCCAUUGGGGCAGCCAUGAGAGUAGAAAAGAGACAUGGGAAGAACAAAUAAUAGGUUCCAGCGGGCUUAUCAAGUCGAAUCAGCUCAGCAUAAGGAACCCACGAGGCUGGGAGUUUCGAUAACAGUCCCGUCUCAGGUGGCUUAUAAGGUGCCGGUGCCGUGGGAGCUGAUGGUGAGUCCAAAUCCUGGGUGACCAGAGGCAAAGAUCGAGGUUUGGCCUCGUGAAACCCAACUGCUCGCUGAUUACGAUGCCAUGGUUGUCUCAAGCCUUGACAAGCACGAAUGAGUGAAGGUCGUGUCUGUAGUUGUCUUGGGACUUUCAGAGCCUGACCUGAGAUUCCUCGACAUUGAGCCCAGGCCGAAGCCCGGGGGAGCGCACUUAAU